AUGGGUCGCAUCGCCGGAAUUGAUCGCCGGUACUGUUUCGGAACCACAUCUUUCUUUGACAUCACAGGACGGAUGAUAGCAGCAUGCCUGCUCCUCAGCCCUACAUACGGUUUGCCCUCAUCCGCUGCUGCUGCGGUCCAUGACCCUGUUACCUAUUUGCAACCAGCAGAACAAUUGAAGAAAGCUCUGAAUGAGCUUUCACGAGUCAGCAAGCCGAUUAUCAAGCGAUAUGAGAAUGACCACAUCGUACUGGCCGAUUGUCGCGAUGCAAGUGAAGUUCUCUCUUCUCAAAUGGCCUACUACGAGGAUGGCCUCGAAGGGACUCCGAAGGAUGUCGCCAUCGUUGAUACUCCUUACGACCAGACCAGGGUCUGGGUCAACGCCAACACCUCAGCACAGUUCUCUACAACAGGAGUGUGGUUCAAUGCUUCGAUAGGACCCAAGGUUCCCGAGGGCCAAUUUGCUGGUGUUGGACGAAAUGACUAUGAGAACUUCACCUGUUGGCAAGAAUACCGAGCGAACCUUUAUGUAUAUGAUGGGACGCAGUGCCACGGGGUGUACGACUGUCGGCACCAGGCUAUUCCCGAGAAUGUGACGUGGGUGCCGCCGGGCGUCCAUCGAAAAGAGGACAAGAUGUCAAAAGGUACCAUCAUCGGCAUUGCCGUCGGCGUCGCUGGCGGCGUGCUCUUUCUGAUCGCUGCAGUCCUGGUAUUUUGGUAUUACCGAAGAUUACACAAGGGCAAAGAGGCCAGUAGUCAGGAUGAAGCACAGAACGCUGUUGACGACACUCAGGGAGACAAAGGCGCGCCGGUGCUGAUGGAUACGAACGCCAUCUGCGAGAUCGAUGGGCGGCGAUAUCGCGUCGAGAUGUCUGAUGAAACAGGCAAAGUGGAACUCGAUGCUCACGAGAAGGCCGAAUUACCUGGGGACUUCACCUUCAUCAGGCCAGCGGUAGCUGAUGGCGAAGACAGUGGCGGGAAAGGAAACAAGUUGGGGAAAACAGAAAGCGCGAAAUUACAACAGGAGAUUUCGGCAUCGCAGGGCGAGCCGGCAACCCCAUUGACUGCUUCGACACCCCUUGAUGAACCGCCGUCCUAUCAACAGACACAAGAGGAACAUCUGAAGAGACAGUGGGAACAGGAAGAACUCGCACAGCAAGAACAGGCUCUCUUACACAAAUCCCAACAACUGGACCCACACAGGCAGACCCAAUCGUAG
This is a messenger RNA of Thermochaetoides thermophila DSM 1495, 1218 nucleotides long. RefSeq lists its product as uncharacterized. The record is from RefSeq and is a predicted model, not a curated record. Bases 1 to 1218 code for a protein of 405 amino acids. NCBI's taxonomy places the organism in Eukaryota, Fungi, Ascomycota, Sordariomycetes, Sordariales, Chaetomiaceae. The transcript has 2 exons.